This is a messenger RNA of Theobroma umbraticum, 2729 nucleotides long. Its product is annotated as dof zinc finger protein DOF4.6-like. The record is from RefSeq and is a predicted model, not a curated record. Lineage: Eukaryota; Viridiplantae; Streptophyta; Magnoliopsida; Malvales; Malvaceae. Gene Ontology annotation, molecular function: DNA binding; DNA-binding transcription factor activity. Gene Ontology annotation, biological process: regulation of DNA-templated transcription.
GUAACAUAUAUUUAGUAUUUGACACAGAAGCCCAUCUCUCUUUCUUUCUUUCUCUCUCUAAUAUGCACACAACCCAUAAAGCAAGGUGAUACAUACAUAGAACGUCCUCAAUAACCAGCAAACAAUUCAUUUUCCUCUGCUUUUGAAACCAGUUUCGAUUGAAAACUGUUUACUUCUUUUCUUUCUUAUACUGAAGAGAUACUAUUCAUUUUCCUUCUUCUUCAGUUUCAUCCAUGGAUACUGCUCAAUGGCCACAGGAGAUUGUGGUGAAACCGAUAGAAGAGAUAGUCACAAAUACAUGUCCAAAGCCUGCAGCUUUAGAGAGGAAGGCAAGGCCUCAAAAGGAACAAGCUUUGAAUUGUCCCAGGUGCAAUUCCACUAACACCAAGUUCUGCUACUACAACAACUACAGUCUCACACAGCCUAGGUACUUCUGCAAAACUUGUAGAAGGUACUGGACUGAAGGUGGUUCCCUCAGAAAUAUUCCUGUUGGAGGUGGUUCAAGAAAGAACAAGAGAUCAGCUUCUUCUUCUUCUUCAUCAUCAUCAUCAUCCAAAAAGCUUCCUGAUCUGGUUACACCACCAAGCUUGUCACAGUCUUCUACUCAAAACCCUAAGAUCCAUGACGGCCAAGAUCUCAACCUAGCUUUCCCAGCCAGUCAAGGUUACAGAAGUAUCUCUGAAUUGGUUCAAGUUCCCAAUAGCGUAGAGAACAAUAAGAGCCAAAUUCCUUCUUCCUCGUCUCCUACAUCUCAGCUUUCAGCUUUGGAGUUGCUAACCGGAAUCUCUUCUAGGGGGUUGAAUUCUUUCCUUCCCAUGUCAGUUCCAGAUCCAAACACAGUUUAUACAUCUGGGUUUCCUAUGCAAGAAUUUAAACCAACGCUAAAUUUCUCUCUGGAUGGGCUUGGGAGUGGUUAUGGGAGUCUCCAAGGAGUUCAAGAGACAACAGGGAGGCUUUUGUUUCCAUUUGAAGAUCUAAAGCAAGUCUCAAGCACAACUGAAAUUGAGCAAAAUAAAGAGCAAGGAGAUUCAGCGGGAUAUUGGCCUGGAAUGUUAGGUGGAGGAUCAUGGUAAAGAAGAUGAAAAGUAAUAUGGGUCUUUUCUUUUUUUUUCUCUUUCUUUUUCUUUCCCCUGGGUCUUCUUUUUAACUUUUUAUUAAUUUGUUAAGGUGGGUGACUUGUUUUGAUUUCUUCAUUACUAACAGAUAGGAAUACAUGGGUUUCUUUCUCUCUAUAAUCCUUCCUUUUUCUCCUUAAUUAUCUCCUUUUACUAUUUAAUUUUGGUGGGAAUUUGAAGCUUUUUUUUAGGUUGGCUUCACUAAGGGUGACAUGGGAUAUACUGUUGUGUUAUGGUAGAAGAAGAUAUCAAGCUAAGCCCAGAAGUUUUUUAGGGUAACAUGUAGGAGAGAGAGGCAUGCCCUACACCCUUUAUUACAGGUUGAUAUACUCCUACCGAGAGAGCAGAAGGGCAACCCUAUACGUCAUUGGUUGGCUUGGUACAAGUACAAAAAAAAAAAAUAAUGUAUAUUGUUCAAGUUUGUAAGGAAUUAAUCCCUGGUUGGAAAUUAAAGACUUUGUUCAUUAGUUUCUAAUUUCGAUCUAGCAAACAAAUUAUUGUUGUUAAUAAUCUUGAAUCUCCAAUUGAUUCCAUCAAUGGGAACUUUAAAUUCUCUCCGUCUCUUAUUUUCUAUUGUAGACAGGCUUUCAGAUUAUACGUACUGAAAAAUAACAGGCUUUCAGAACAUGGCAUCAUCACCAAAGAGAUACAUUCAACCCAGAAAAUAAACCCUUUUUGCGGCUUUAUCCGUGAAAGCAAGUGGAGGGGGAGCUUAGAGAGGAGAAGUGCCAGGUAAGAAAUCUGAUCUUUCCACAUGCCAUAUUGCUAAUUUGUAAUAAAGAAUUCCAGAAUGAAUGAUAGUAACUGAAAGUUUGUGUUAUUCUGGAAGCUAUAGAACCAGCUUGCCUCAGUCCGAAAGUUCACCUACUGGUUUUCUAUAUCCAAACAGUUUUGAAGACUCCCUCACAAUAAGCCCCAUUUGCCAUGAGAGUGAUCAUUGCUUCCAUGCCACCCUCUCUUUACCCUUUUUCUAAUUGAAAGAUUGAGAAAGAUCUGACACAGCCUCCUUUCUUUGGUCUCUAAGGGGGACCCACAAACAUUCCCCUCGACAAGUGUGCUGAAAGAAUAAUGCACCCCACUAUGGUUGAUCAAUCCGGAUCUAGACCCCUUUAUUAAUUUGUUAGUUCAAUUUUGUUCUUUGCUGUAAGCCACUUAGUGUGCAUAAUAUCUGGCAAAUGGCAAAUGUCUUAAGGCUCCCUAUCAUGGAAGUCUUUUUCCCCUCUGCCAAAAUUAUUUUAAGUUAAUGGCCUGUUGAUCCUACUUUACUUUCUCCACGGCCUGUUAGGAAACCAGAAUAUCCAGCCACCCCGCGUUACAUUUUCGUCUAAACAACAAGAAUGCAUGACAAAUACAUUUUUCCCUUAACAACAAGGUUGGAGCCCCAGAUUCAAAUGUUUCCUUAGCAAGGAAGCUAGUUAUGGAAAGAGCAUAGGGAAAAUGGGAAGACCAAAUUAUAGAAACAACUCUUGUAUUUUUGUUGUCUGAGAUAGGUGGUCUGAUAUAAGACCUCCAACCACCUGCGGGACGACCUAUGUUUUGCACUUGCCCAAACUCAUUUUCCUUGCACCUGAAAACAAAGGGAUAUUCGAAUUCAUAUAAAUAAAGUGCAUGCCU